UCCGAACUUGGAAUCGCGCAUUUUGUAGUGUUAUCAUAUGUGAUAUUAGUUUUCUAAUUAGCGUCUUUACUGUUAAUAUAAGCACAUUAUGAUGAAACGAAAGAACACAAGUCGUAUAUUAGUUGAUUCUGACUCGUCUGACAGCGAAAGUGGUGCGGAUUUGGACGAGGAUCUGAAGAUUUUAUCUAAGAAGAGGAAACCAAAUCCUGAACCCUCGAAAAGUGACGAUUCUGUAUCUGGAACGUCAGAAAGUGAUGAUGAUUGGACAGUGAAUGGAAAAGGCGGCAAGAAAAAACAAAAGAAACGACAGAACAGAAAAUCCACUUCGCAAUCGGAGAGCAAAAAUGAAGAGUUUGCUGUCAGUGAUGGCGCUAGAAGCGACUCUGAGCCAGAGGAAGGCGAAGUGUCCGACUCCGAUGUCGGGACUGCCGAGUCGGCGUCAUCAGCGGAGGAGGAAUUUCACGAUGGAUACGACGAGAACCUGAUGGGAGAUGAUGAGGAUCGGGAGAGGUUGGAACAGAUGACGGAGAAGGAGAGGGAGCAGGAGCUGUUCAAUCGCAUAGAGAAGCGAGAAGUGCUCAAGACGAGGUUUGAAAUCGAGAAGAAGCUGCGGCAAGCGAAGAAGAAGGAGCAGAAGCGGAAGGUGAAGAAGAAGGAGCCGGAGAAGCCGAAGCCGCCUCCGGCAGCCGCCUCCUCCGUCACGCCGCUGCUGUCCCGCAGCACGGAGCGACGCAAGACCGUCGAGGAGAAUCGCAAACAGGACACGAAGCAGCAGGCCUUCCAGGCGCUGAAAGCUAAACGCGAGAAGAAGAAGGAGCAGGAAGCCGAGCAGCAGGCUAAGAAGGCUCCGCUGAAGGCCAGCGACAUAUACUCGGACGACGAGUCGUCGGCGAGUUCCUCGUCCUCGGAAGAGGAGGCGGAGAAGAAGAAAAGUGCGGUGGCCGAGACGUCGGGGUCCGAGUCGAAGGAGCGCUCGUCUGACAGUGACAGCGACAGCGACGACUCAUCAACGGAAGAAACCAGAAAGCCCAAGAAAACGGUUCCUGUCAGUUGCAAGGAAGAGCUGUUGCCAAUCAGAAUCUCACGGCACAAAAUCGAGAAAUGGUGCCACGCUCCUUUCUUUAACAAGAUUAUGCUGGGAGCCUAUGUACGAAUAGGCAUCGGUAACAACAAUGGAAGACCUGUGUACAGGAUUGCCGAGGUUGUUGAAGUUGUAGAGACAGCAAAGGUUUAUCAGCUCGGCUCUACACGGACGAAUAAAGGUUUGAAGUUAAGGCACGGCUCUCAGGAGAGGGUCUUCCGGCUCGAGUUUGUCUCGAACAGCGACUACACGGAGAACGAGUUCUUCAAGUGGAAGGAGGCGAUGACGCUCGCCGACCUCACGCUGCCGACGCUCAACGAGAUACACCAGAAGGAGAAGGACAUCCAGACAGCAUUCAACUUCAAGUUCACCGACAAGGAUAUCGAGCAGAUCGUGAAGGAGAAAGAUAGAUUCAGGAAGAACCCAUGUAAUUACGCAAUGCGCAAGGCUAAUCUACAGAAGGCCAAGCUGGCCAGUGUGGCUAACACUGGUACUGACAACCUGGCUGACAAUGUGGGCUUACUCCAUGCUAACAUUGUGGGCUUAGCAGCUGUGUUAAGCAAUGGCGACACAGCCUGGCCAGCUGUGCUCACACUGGCUGACAUGUGGCUAACAGCGGCGAGAGCGGCAACAGCCAAGGCUGACCUGAUCUCGGGCGCCCUGGAAGAGCGGGCCGAGGAGCUCGAUCGCAUUCGCACGGGCAACAUCUCUGCCAUCAGCUACAUCAACCAGCGAAACCGACAGCGCAACAUCCCUCCGAAGCUGAGAUACAUAGUGCAAGAGGUGCAGGAGAUGCGCAACGCGGGCGGCCAGGCGGACCGGCGUUCACGGGGCGGCGCAAGUGUCUGCCGACGAUGGUUACGAAGACGCGCGACAACGUCCCGACCGAGCAUCCCGGGGGGCGAAGCCUACUCGGCCGGGGCCGCCGCCAAUACCGACGAGCACAGACUGCAGCUGGAUAUGUUCACGAGUACUGGCGAGGGUAAGUCCAUUAGAAAAGGCGAUCCCCUGCCGGGCCCUUCACAGGAAGACCUGUUCUCUGCACACGAUUUUGAUAUCAAGAUAGAUCUUGAGGUCCCACCUAUAGCCACCACAUCCGCUGUGGCUGCCAAACCAUCCCCGGCCAUUAGGGAUACCGCACCCGGCCGCUCCCUCAACCUCGAAGCUUACAAGAAACGCAGAGGACUAAUAUGACUGCCUCAUGUAGUGCAUCAUCAGUGGUGGCACCACCUGUAUAUACCUGUAAUAUACUGCGCAAGCCUCGAUAACUUUGCAUGCAAUGAUUCGUCUAAAGCCAAAUGAAGAGCUAAUGACAUGAAACUGGUAAAAGUUAAGCUAAUUCAUGUUCCACCUUUUUUAUGAGCGCUGUACUGUGGUCGGAUUGUCCAACUUAGUGUGGACUAGUGUAUUUUUGAGUGGUAUCAAUCUAUGUUUAGAGGUCAGGCCGUGUUGUAAUGCUAUAAAAACAUUUUUACAUAUGAACAUAACCUCUCCCAUCUCGACAUUACGAUUGUGUUGAUGCCACUCAGUCACACAUUGAGCCCUUCUUAUAAAAGUUGUAAAUGUUCAUCAACAUGCAUUUUAUGUAAUGUAUAAUAUUUUGUAAAUGAUAGUCAGCUAUAUAUGUCAAGCACAUAGGUGCAUAAAAGAACAAACAACAAUAUAACAAGAGUCACAUGGACUGUAACUCUAAUCGCAUUUAUAUGUCAGUUUUAUUCAGGUGACACUUGGACACGUUUGUGAAGAAUUGUUACACUCGUCUCAUGGCAUAGGUUAUUUCCUUUGGAGGUUUGCCAUUAAAUGCCACAUAUUCAUUUAUUACAUUUGGUCUAAAAUUGUCUCUGCAGUUUGUGAAGACCGACUGUGGUAAGAACAUAUUUGGACAAAUUAUAAUGAAGUAUAUGGGAGUUUAGUUUAGAAGUAAUGCAAUGGUUGUCAUGUUUACCUGCUUGGAAAACUUACCAAAAUACCAUUGUAAUCCCAAAUAUUCUUCUUGAAUAUAACUCUAUAAUUUUUACUACCUGUUAGUUGCGAAUGUUGGGUUUUAAUGAUGUUUGUAAAGCUAUGGAGAAAUCCUAGAGCAAUUCCUGUUCUGGUAAAUUGUGAAAUUACGUAAACCUGCUCCAACUGCCGGGCAGGGUGCUGCGGGGAAUGGGGUGGGAAGGGAAAGGGGCUACUAGUAGUGAAUGUGGUUUAUGUUCAGAUGUUAUGUAUAGUAAUUAUUCAGUGGGAAAAUAAAACGUCCUUAUCACGUUGUUUAUAAAAACGAUCUUCAAUCGCCCUUUUACUGCGUGUAAGCAAGUUUUAUA
Molecule: messenger RNA, 3390 nt
Organism: Priapulus caudatus
Lineage: Eukaryota; Metazoa; Priapulida; Priapulimorpha; Priapulimorphida; Priapulidae
Product: RNA polymerase-associated protein RTF1 homolog
Exons: 18
Coding region: 89-2275 (728 amino acids)
Cellular component (GO): Cdc73/Paf1 complex
Molecular function (GO): RNA polymerase II C-terminal domain phosphoserine binding; DNA binding
Source: RefSeq, a predicted model, not a curated record